GCUUUGAAGCGCAGCUUUAGGACUCGGUGAGAGCAGCGCGAGCGCGGCACGCAGAUACACGCACACGCAGAAACACGCACAUACACGCACAGUAGUUGAGGACAGCGCGAGCGCGGACGGACACGUCCCCAGGACCGGACACUUGGAUUUUUUCCUCGAGGUCAUUAUUGCCCGUUUUCCUGCUCCGUGUAAAGGAUCCGCUUUGAUUUUUUUUUUACAUGUUUUGUUCAUUUUGGUGCUGAUUGAUUUCUAUAAUAAGAAUUUAUUUAUAUAAUAUUUUUUGGAGUUGACACUACUCGCGCGCGGGAGUUUCCAUAGCGACGCCGUUUAUAUCUAUGUGAUAGAUUGUUAUUGUUUUUUUUUAUUAUUCGCCGAUUUUGGGAAAUAUCCUCCUCCACCUCUUCCUCCACCUCCUCCACCCCACGGGGCUCGGGCGCCAUGCGGACAACCGCGCGCCGCGCCACAUGAGCGACGUGCUGCCCUUCCCGGAGUCAGGAGUCGCGCGGACACCGAGUCCCUCUGCCCCGGAGACCAGCUGCCUCUGCCCCUGCCUCUGCCCCAGCGCCUGCUUCUGCCCUUCGCUCGUCCUCGGACCGUGUGGCGAUUGCCUACCCCAAGUUCGCGCUUCACGGCUCGCGCUCGCCCCGCUGCCCCUCGCGGAUCCGGUGCGUCACGCAGAUCGGCUCCCCGUCCGAAUUCUCCAAAUGCUGAGCGCGCGCGCGGCUCACAUGCUCCACGCGGACUACCUGCAGCCGCUCAGUUCCGCGCCGCUCCCCAUCGAGCUGGACGCUAAGAAGAGUCCACUUGCUCUUCUGGCGCAGACCUGCUCCCAGAUUGGCAAGCCGGAUCCUCCGUCGUCCUCCAAGCUAAACUCAAUCUCUUCGGGCAACUUGGGAGACAAAGAUGGCCGGCCAACUGGUUCAGGGCUCAAAUCGUCAGAGCAGCAGCAACAGCAGGGGCUGGAGGACAAGUCCAGCUUUAAACCUUAUUCCAAAAAUGGAUCUGAAUGCCGGAAGGAUGGAAUCAUGUUGAGUGGUUCAUCUGACAAACCUGGGUUCAGGACUUCUGGUGGGAAUUCAUCCAGCACGACGUGUCCGUCUUUUCCUUCUCACAACAUGUCUCCGAGGACCUGCUCACCGUCCCAGCAUGCCCCAGGCCAGGCGCAUGUGCACCGUCAGACGCAGUCUCCAUCCAUGCAGAAACCCCUUAGUGUAGACUCCAAAAGUGGAAGUUCUGACUCCAGUGCGGAGAGUAGCUGUGGUAGUGAUCGUGUUGGAAAAAAAGAGUUUGAUAACAGCAGACUUGACAAUGCCCAGAUAGCUAACUCUAGCCAGGCACGUGCAAGUGUCAACUCCAGCAGUGGCAGUGCCUCUAGCAGCCCUCGACCAGAAAGCAAGAAUGAUUCUCAACCACCGCAGACAUCCGUAGCUACUUCUAGUCAUGUUGCACCGAUUUCUCCAUUUAAACCAGGACACUCUGUGUUCCCUUUGCCUGCUUCCACCCUGGGAUACCACGGCUCCAUAGUUGGUGCUUAUGCUGGUUAUCCAUCCCAGUUUGUCUCUGGGUUGGACCCUACCAAGUCUGGUUUAGUGGGUGCUGCUGGGAUGUCAAAACACCCAAGCUCCAGUCCUUUAACGGGCACAUCUCCUCCGUCCUUUAUGCAAGGCUUGUGCCGGGACCCGUAUUGCCUCACUUACCCCAACGCAUCCCAUUUAGGGGGAAGCAACUGCAACACUUGCGUCCAUGACCCCUCCUCGACAUUGAAGUCAGGAUUUCCAUUGAUGUACGCUUCCCCACACCUCCAUGCUCUCCAUCCAGGCUCUCUGUCCACGUCUGGUGCUUCCGGUUCCCUUUCCCACCCACUCUACACCUACGGAUUCAUGCUUCCAAGUGACUCUCUGCCUCACGCCUGCAACUGGGUCUCUGUCAGCGGACCCUGCGACAAGCGCUUUGCAACUUCAGAGGAACUCUUGGCGCAUUUGCGCACUCAUACUUCUUUUCCUGGCAUGGAUGGAAAGCUCUUGUCUGCCUAUCCUUCUUCUGCUUCUUCCUCAGCUGCUUCUUGUCACCUUCACCUGCCCCCUCCCGGCAGCCCCGGGUCUCUUCCAAGCUCCUUCUCACUUCGAGGUUCACCUGGACUCGGCCUGGCUCGCUACCAUCCCUAUAGCAAACCCCAUUUGCCUGGGGCGCCUUCCUUACCUAUGCACUCUCUCCCUGCGACAGCUCCGUACUACUCCCCCUAUGCCCUCUACAGUCAGAGACUGAGUUCAGCAUCUGCACUCGGUUACCCUUGACGGAUGCCCAGGGGAAGAAAACAAGGAAAAGGUCAAGAAGGACAAGGACCAUCCUCAGAAGACGCCCUAAGCCAAAAGGGAGCUUUAUAUGGAUGGAGUUACCUGCGUAAUUUGUGAAGGCGGGAAGCACAGGAAGGCUCAAGCUUGAACGCACAUGCCGGCUCUGAAGAAAGAACCACGAACCUGUGCUUGAUUCCCGACAAGAGUGAAACUGAAAACUUUAAUAUUAUUUGAUGAUCAAAGUUUUAUUUCAAUUUAUUAUUAAAAAAAAGAAAAGUAUAUUUAUUUUUCUCUCGAGCGCUUGGCUUUGUACUUGGGAAACAUUUACUGUCGAAACACAUUGGUACAGGAAUAAUAUUUUCAGAGAUCAAUAUCGCUCUUUCCGCAAUACAUUUAUUUUUUUUAUAACAAGCUCAUUUAUCACUUUCGGUUGUUUAUUUUCUUUUGCUUUCUCUAAGCAGGCGUGACUUGCCUGACAGCCGGGUUUGUCCUUGGAAAUUUGCCAUUUUUUUUCUUUGUCGUUUUUUUUUUGUACUUGUACAGUUCAAAAGAAUAAAACACAAAGAGACAGAUGUGAUAUAUUUUCUACGGUGACUGAUUCUGAACGUUGGAAAGAGUUUACUAGAGGGUUGAAGGAAAUGGGGGGGGGAUAAAUACAAAUGAUUAAAGAGUCCUAUGUAGAGUCAAUGGUGGCGCUAUACACUUACCAGAAUGUCUUAUUUUCUGAAAUAAAUGAUAACUUGAUUACA
Silurus meridionalis is the source of this 3043-nucleotide messenger RNA. It is a transcript of the gene znf703, whose product is annotated as zinc finger protein 703. Gene Ontology annotation, biological process: negative regulation of DNA-templated transcription. Lineage: Eukaryota; Metazoa; Chordata; Actinopteri; Siluriformes; Siluridae. The coding region runs from base 465 to 2294 and encodes 609 amino acids. The transcript has 2 exons. Gene Ontology annotation, cellular component: nucleus. The record is from RefSeq and is a predicted model, not a curated record.